AUGGAGCCCCCCGUCGUCUCUUUCUACGGGGCCGAACCUAUCCCGUUGCCCUCUCGUUUUGCCGGCGUCAAAAAGCGGCUCAUCGCCGGUCACGAGGCCGCCGUCGAGGCAUCCUGGCGCCGCCUGCUCGACGCUCUCAGGACCGAGAUCGCCGAUAUACAGAACCGAGGGUCGGAGCUCAUCCCGUCCAUCAACUUCAACGACAUCAAUGACCCUGUUCGCGUUGAGGCAUUUGCGCACAGACUGAGACGAUACGGCGUCGCUGUCAUCCGCGGCGUUGUCUCGCCUAACGAUGCCCAGAACUGGGUCCAGGAAACACGCGAAUAUCUCGACAAGAACCGCGAGUUCAAGCCGCCCGCGCUGCAUGACCCGACUUGCAUUGAUCUCUUCUGGACACCGGUUCAAGUGCGUGCACGCGCCCAUCCCAACAUGCUGCGCGCGCAAAAGUUUGCCAUGUCGUUUUGGGAGUCAACGGAUGACUUGCACAUCACCCGCGCCCCGGUGAGUUACGCGGAUCGUCUACGCAUCCACAAUGACAAGCUUGGAGCCGUUGGUCAGCAGAACGGCAAUUCGGCCGCCGACUCAAUAAGCGCCAGCGCCUCUUCGACAGUCAUUGCACAGAUUGAUAGCGGCAGUCUGGAACGAUGGGAGCCGGACGGCUACGGCCGUGGUGGCACCUACGAGGCAGUCUUCCGCGGCGACUGGGAGUCGUACGACCCGUGGGACCCGGCCGGCCGAGUCGGUGCUACAACCGAUUUGUACAACGGCGCGGGUGCCUGCAGUGUGUUUCGCAUGUUCCAGGGCAUCCUAGCCCUCACCAAGGUCGAGCAAGGCAUGGUACGCGUGUUGCCGUCGCCCAAGCUGGUGGCGGCGUACUUCCUUCUCCGGCCUUUCUUCUCGCCAAAGCGUGGGCCGCCGGAGCAACCGGAUGGUGGUAAGGCGGACCAGUGGGCUGCGUAUCUAGAUGCCUCGAACUGGGCACUUGACCCGGAACCCAACACUAUCAUCCAUGGCGCCGUCCCGGGCCAUGCCCAGCGUCUCACUGAACGCUGGCACCCGCAUCUGCACUUGCGCAGGAGUUUGGUCUCUCUGCCUAGCUUGCAGGCCGGCGACUAUGUCAUUUGGCACUGUGAUCAAGCUUACUCGAUAAUCACGGGUGGCACCAGACUUGGCGUCCCUCGGUCAUUGCAGAACGAGUCGAACGAGCUCUCUCUUUUGACUUACACUCCUGUCUGCCCCUUGACGCAGACGAAUGCGCUUUUCCUCGCCCGUCAAAGAAAGGCUUUCCAGACCGGCCAGCCGGGACCGGACUUUGACACUCUCGGUGGACUGGGCAGCGAAGCUUCACACCAAGACCGUCCCGGUGCCCAAGAGGUCGAGGAGUACGGUGGAGUCGAUGGUCUGCGCGCUAUGGGGCUGGCCCCUUAUGAUGUCGAGCCGGCCGGUAUAUCGCCGAAGCACAUAGACGCCAUGGACGUCGACGACGAGGAGGGUAUUAGAAACAAGACAAAGACCGAGGCGGAAACCGAACUCUUGCGGUUGGCUAACAUUAUUCUCUUCCCAAGCCGCUACGACUUCUACAUUCCGUCCAGCGGCACGCGGAGCAGCGGCGACCGCACGCCUCGUGCCGCGGCAGGGACACCCAAGACGCUGGUGAACGGAAAUAAGAGCUGA
Molecule: messenger RNA, 1674 nt
Organism: Colletotrichum spaethianum
Lineage: Eukaryota; Fungi; Ascomycota; Sordariomycetes; Glomerellales; Glomerellaceae
Exons: 1
Coding region: 1-1674 (557 amino acids)
Source: RefSeq, a predicted model, not a curated record